UCUUCAUCCUCUGUACUUUCCUCGUCUGCCACCUCCGUGCCCAAAUCACCUUCUGUCUUCUUCUCCUCGGCGCCCAGUUCAAGUAACACGGCCAACUCGUCACCAGCUGUUUCUUCAUCUCCGCCUUCGCCGUCGUCCACGAUGUGCAGUGCUCCGAAUACUGCCACCUUUUCCACCAAUUCCACUGCAGGCUCCUCGACGACUGUCCUGCCACAUUCAACCGUAGAUCAGUCGGGCUCUGAGAGUGAACGUUUCAAGUCCUCCUCUUCCUCAUCUUCUUCCUCCUCCUCCUCCUCUACCUCUUCCUCAUUCUCUUCCGCCUCCUCUGUAUCCCCCUCCCCCUCCUCUUCUUCACCAACUCCUCUUUCUCCACACUCUUCCUCCCUUGCCUCCACUACUCAGCCGAUCUUUAGUCCGGAGGCAGCUGUAUCAACCUCGCCUCCGUCACGGCCCUUUGCGGUAGCGGCAAACAAGGCAACACCGUCAGCAGUCAGAGUCACGACUACAGUGACCGGGAUCCCCUUGGCGACUGAAAACAACGCCAAUUCAUCUUCAGACAGUGGGGCUGUGAUUACCAGGCACAACAGCCAGACCGAGCCCGGCUCAACCGGCCUGAUCGCCACUCCACCUGCGCAUGGUCUUCUCACCAAUUGCUCUCAGUCAGUUUGUAAUGGACUCCUACCUUCUGGCAGAUACCAGCAUCGGUAA
This is a messenger RNA of Protopolystoma xenopodis, 708 nucleotides long. Lineage: Eukaryota; Metazoa; Platyhelminthes; Monogenea; Polystomatidea; Polystomatidae. The record is from the annotation of a GenBank genome assembly.